AUGGUUGAAACCCGUCCAAGACUUCUUGUUGAGUAUAUGCUCCUGAGUCUCCUCCUUUCGCAGUUUGGUUUUAGGCAUGGAUCUUCCGAGACAACUACUGAGUUGGAUCCUGAAGAAGGCUUGGAUACUAACAAUUUGAAGAUCAAUUGCACAGAUGACUGUGGACAAGGCAAAAACAGCUAUUGCCAUAUCAAAGAUUUUUCUUUUACUGGCGCCGCUUUAACUGGUUUUAUACCUAAAGAAGUAGAGGAGCUUAAGCAUUUGGAGACGCUUGAUUUAUCCGGCAAUCAGCUUACCGGUUCCAUACCUGAUACCUUGUGUAAUUUGUCAUCCCUCGUACAAUUAGACCUUUCAAUGAAUCAACUAAACGGAGGCAUAUCAGAGCGCAUAGAAUCCUUGCGCAAUCUUACUAUUCUUAAUUUAUCCAGCAAUAAGCUUACCGGUUCCAUACCUGAUACCUUGUGGAAUUUGUCAUCCCUCACACGAUUAGACCUUUCAAGAAAUCAACUGACAGGAGGCAUAUCAGGGCGCAUUGGACACUUGCGCAAUCUUACUAUUCUGUCUCUGUCUUAUAAUGAGUUGUCAGGUCCAAUUCCCAACCAAUUAGGAAACAUCACAGCCCUUCAAAUAUUCUGUGCGACAUCCAAUGAUCUCACUGGGGAAUUCCCGGAUUAUGCCAAUCUUACUCAGAUGAACGAAUUGUCAAUUUUGGGAAACAAUUUUGAAGGGAGUCUACCUGCAGAACUUUUUAGUUUCUCCGAUCUUGUGUAUUUAACGAUCAGUGACGUAGCAAACUCUGGUUUCCAAUUCCCACGAUCUGCGAACCUGAGCAAUAUAGAAACUCUGAUAUUAAGGAACUGUUCCAUCACUGGUGAAAUCCCUGAAUACAUUGGUAAAAUGUCAAAUUUAGAAUACUUGGAUUUGAGCUUUAACAAAUUAACCGGACGAAUCCCACAAUCCAUGAGUGGUUUAAAUUUAACUCACUUGUCCUUAGCAAAAAAUAAACUUAAUGAUACAAUCCCUGCUUGGGUUGGUGCAGUCAAGACUAGAUUGGAUCUGUCGUACAACAGCUUUUCAGAAGUUAGCUUCGGAGUGCAUAAGCGAGAUCAUCUGAACUUGUUUGCCUGCUGCAGCAGUUCAAGUUCAACCGAUCCAGAUCAACUGUUUGUGGAUCCAAAGAAACGCAUGCAUACGCAUUGUCCUGGACGAAAAUCUAAAUCUCGUUCCUUGUUUAUAAAUUGUGGUGGUGAGGAAUUAACUGUUGGUGACGAGUAUUAUGAAGCAGAUAACUCAACUUCACUCUAUUAUAUUAGUCCUUCCAAAACCUGGGGUUAUAGCCUUUCUGGAGACUUCUUAUCACCGGAUUCAAAUUCUAGUAAUUUCAUACAGACCCAGUCAUGUGGAAUUCAUGUUGCUGAGUCAGACUUAUAUUUAAAUGCUCGGAUUGCCCCUGUCUUCCUAAGUUAUUAUGCUUUCUGCUUACAGAAAGGCAAAUAUAACGUGACCCUUCACUUUGCUGAAAUAGUAUUCAGGGAGAAGGAAUCAUAUAGUAAACUAAAGAGACGGGUAUUUGACGUUUAUAUCCAGGAUGAGAGAAAGCUAAUGAAUUUCGACAUCGCAAAAGAGGCAAGGGGUCCAGAUAGAACUCUAACCAGAUAUUUCAUAGCUGAUGUUGAUGAUAGUGUAUUGAAGAUCUCCUUCUACUGGGCUGGAAAGGGAAGUACAGACGACCUGCCUACUCUGAAUGGACCUCUUAUUUCUGCUAUUUCCAUAACUCCAGAUCCCCAACGCUCUGCAUUGUGGCGAAAAUUGAAGAAAGCAUUGAUUAUUACUCUACCUUCAAGUGUAGUUGUUCUAUUGCUUCUAUUAGCUUUCAUGUGGAAAAUGGGCUGGCUGGGGAAAAGAGAGUUGAUAGAAAUACGGAUAGGCCAAGAUAAACAUGUUACCCUUCAAGAAUUAAUAGGUGCAACUCGAAAGUUUAGCAGCAAAAUGGAGAUCGGUAGAGGGCAUUUUGGAAGGGUUUAUAAGGCUGAACUGGAAGGUGGUCAAACUACUGUAGCUGUUAAAAGACUUUCUACUCACUCAAAAGAAAAAGUUGAGGAAUUAUUAAAUGAAUUCUAUGCCUUAAAGUCAUUCAGGCAUGAGAACCUUGUUCAAUUGUUGGAUGCUUAUUUUGGAGAAGAGAUGCAUUUGCUCAUCUAUGAAUAUAUGCCAAACCUGUCCAUUGCAGACGCUUUUUUUGGCUCGAAGUCCAGAUUGAAGUUUAAUUGGGAAAAUAGAUUUAACAUUUGCCUGGGAAUAGCAAGGGGUUUAGAUCAUCUUCAUGAGCACCCUAGACUCAAGAUGGUUCAUAGGGAUAUCAAAGCUGAAAAUAUCCUCCUUGAUGGAGCUCUUAAUGCUAAGAUCUCAGACUUUGGAAUGGCAAGCCUGUAUACCGAGGAAGAGCAACUUAUGAUCAUCAAAGUGGAAGCACCAAACGGACAUAUGGCACCUGAGUAUGUAGUUCAAGGUUUUGUAACAAGCAAAGUUGAUGUUUACAGUUUUGGGGUGGUUAUACUCGAAAUUGUUAGUGGGAAGAAAAAUGCAGGAUACAAAUUUAACCAUGAGAGUGAGUAUCUCUUGGACAUGGCUUAUGUUGCAUAUAAAAAUGGAAGCCUCGUGGACUUGGUGGAUAAAAAUUUGUCCGGUAUUUAUGAUGCAAAACAAGCCAUCACCAUCUUAACCUUGGCCGUGAUGUGCACGAAUAUAUCUCCUACUUUAAGGCCAAGAAUGGCAGACGUUGUGAGUAUUCUUGUUGGUGAGAAAACCUUUGAGCAGAUUAAUCCCCCUACAGCGGAUGAUCAUCAGCUUCAUGUUGCCAUGGCUCAUGGGGAAUGUACCAAAGCUGAUUCUUCUACUUCCACAGACGUGACCACAACUGCAAGGGCAUCAACUUCAAGUAAAUUAAUCAAUGGGAUAGAUGAAACAGAAACUCAUUAUGCAGAACCCGAUCUUGAAAUAUUGGAAGAGAGUCAGAACUCACAUUAGAUAUGCAUCGUAUUUGGAUUUUGGUGUUGCUGAAACCAUCUUUCAGCGGAUGACAAUUAUGGCGGAGUAGUUAUGUGGAAUAAAGGCAGUUGCAGUUUGUUUUGUGUUAGAUUGUUGAAUAUUGUUCUGCAUUAUGUACAUGCAGUCGGACUUCUUUAUGGAGCCAAAAAGGAUAUUGUUUCAGGUUUUGUUCUCUGCAUUAUGCAUGUCACAUAUUUUGAACAACUACAAUGAAACAGAAAAAAGCGAGAAAAACCAUUUAUUGGACUUGAGAAUUUA
This is a messenger RNA of Prunus mume (Japanese apricot), 3306 nucleotides long. Lineage: Eukaryota; Viridiplantae; Streptophyta; Magnoliopsida; Rosales; Rosaceae. The record is from RefSeq and is a predicted model, not a curated record.